AUGAAGGCUGCCAUUUUUAAACAGAAGACUCAACUUCAGUGGUUCAGGGAAGGAGAUGCCAAUACAAAAUAUUUUCAUUCUCUUAUGAGAGGAAGAAGGAGAAAGUUAUUCAUCCACCAGAUCAGUAAUGAAAGUGGGGAAUGGAUACAAGGAGAUGUUAAUAUUGCUAGAGCUACCUGUGCACACUUCCAAAAUAUUUUUACAGGCCACCAGGAUAACAUCAAUGAGGAGAUCCUUCAAUGCAUACCUAGACUGAUCACUGAUGAACAAAAUAAAGCUCUAAAGGCUAAUCCUGCUAUUGAACAAGUGAAGCAGGUGGUUUUUCCCUUGAAUCCUAAUUCAGCAGCAGGACCAGAUGGUAUGAAUGGAAAUUUUUUCCAGGUGUGUUGGGACAUCAUCAAAGAGGACCUCUACAGAGCAGUGCUAGCCUUCUUCUGUGGUCACAAUAUGCCUAAAUACAUGACUCAUGCCUGUUUGGUUCUUCUUCCAAAGGUUGAUCACCCCAACAAACUGUCUGAAUUCAGGCCUAUAAGCUUGAGCAAUUUCUCAAAUAAGAUCAUUUCCAAGCUCCUUAGUAUCAGAAUAUCACCUAUCUUGUCAAACCUUUUUUUAGAAAAUCAGAGUGGUUUUGUAAGAGGUAGAAGCAUUUCUGAGAACAUUAUGCUGGCUCAGGAGAUCAUUCAGGGCAUCAAGAAGCCCAAGGAGGGGGAUAAUGUAGUGAUUAAGCAAGACAUGGCCAAGGCGUAUGACAGAGUGUCCUGGGCUUACACUUGCUUGGUCAUGAGGAAAAUGGGUUUAGUGUCUGACCAGCUUAUUAAUCGAGACAAGAGCCACUUCAUGCUCCAUGUUGACUCUCCUCAAGGCAUUGCGGAAAUGAUUAAAGAGGAAGCUGGUUUUACACAGAAGGACAACCCAAUUAACUACCUAGGAUGUCCUCUAUUAACUCUAGUGAAACAUGUCCUCCACUCCAUUCCCUUUCACACCAUGGCUGCUAUUUCCCCUCCUAAAACCACCUUUCACUAUAUCAAAAGGCUUACUGCUGAUUUCUUCAGGGGAAGAGAAAAAGAUAAGAAAAAGUACCACUGGGCUUCCUGGGAAAAUAUCACUUUUCCUUAUGAUGAAGGGGGUCUGGGGAGAGCUAAUCCUGUUGCUAAGAAGUGGGAUACGGGUCAAUCACUGGUCUGGAAAUACAUCAGCAAUAAUAAAUCUCAGGUUGAAGAACAUAUCAUAUGCAAGAUUAUUUCUGUUCCAAAAGGUGUUGCAGACCAACCUAUCUGGAAACUUACUGAUAAUGGGAAAUUCACGUGUGCUUCUGCAUGGGAGAAUAUCAUAACCAAAAGACCCAAAAAUAAGCUGUACAGUUAUAUAUGGAACAGACACAUUCCCUUCAAGGUUUCAUUUUUAUUAUGGAGAGCAUUGAGAAGGAAAUUGCCUACUAAUGACAAAACAACUACAUUUGGAGUUCCCCCUGUUAAGUGUUCCUGUUGUAUCAAGGCUGGCUGGGAUACGAUUGAUCACAUAUUUGUGACGGGACACUUUGCUAUUCACAUUUGGCAAUAUCAUUCAGCUAUUUUGGGAGUUAGGCAUGACAAGAUCCCUUUGAAUAAUCUGGUCACGAGAUGGUGGACCAUGGAGCAUACAAAUGAAGUCCAAAAACUCCUAUAUCAUACAAUGCCUAUUAUCAUCAGCUGGAACCUUUGGAAGAACAGUUGCUCAGCUAAAUAUGUAGGGAAACAAUCGAGCAGUGCAAGAACCAAGUUCAUGAUCAUCAAAGACACUUCACUGCUUCUCAAUACUGUUUUUCCUUAUCUGCAAUGA
Molecule: messenger RNA, 1818 nt
Organism: Solanum stenotomum
Lineage: Eukaryota; Viridiplantae; Streptophyta; Magnoliopsida; Solanales; Solanaceae
Exons: 5
Coding region: 1-1818 (605 amino acids)
Source: RefSeq, a predicted model, not a curated record